GAGUAUUUAGAGAGAGUGGAAAACAGGGCAGGUUGAUAGCAAUGUCGGGGUUUGACAACUUCAAUACGGAUUUCUACCAGUCCAGUUACAGCGUAGACGAUCAAAACCAAGGCGGAUACGCCUACAGUAAUUCAGAAGAUCCUUAUAACAAACCAUAUGGGCAGUAUGACUAUUCCCAGCCCAUGGGCUAUGCUAACCCUGGGCUAAUGCAGCCUCCUCAGGCCUACACAGGCCAGAUCUACCAGCCCACGCCCGCCUUCACCCCGGCCUCCUCCCAGUCCAUGUACAGCAGCGGCUUUGAGGACGAGCCCCCACUACUGGAGGAGUUGGGCAUUAACUUUGACCACAUCUGGCAGAAGACUCUGACGGUGCUGCACCCUCUGAAGGCAGCAGAUGGCAGUAUAAUGAACGAGACAGACCUGGCAGGGCCCAUGGUUUUCUGCCUGGCCUUCGGGGCCACGCUGCUGCUGGCUGGGAAAAUUCAGUUUGGGUACGUGUACGGGAUCAGCGCCAUCGGCUGCCUGGGCAUGUACUGCCUUCUCAACCUCAUGAGCAUGACUGGCGUCUCCUUCGGCUGCGUGGCCAGCGUGCUGGGCUACUGUCUACUUCCCAUGAUCCUCCUCUCCGGCUUCGGAGUGCUCUUCUCCUUACAAGGUGUAAUGGGUAUACUCAUCACGGGGGCCAUCAUUGGCUGGUGCAGUUUCUCAGCCUCUAAAAUCUUUAUCUCGGCGUUGGCCAUGGACGGGCAGCAGCUGCUCGUGGCGUACCCCUGCGCCCUUCUCUACGGUGUCUUCGCCCUCAUCUCAGUCUUCUGAAAACCACAAAACCGCCGGCACAAGAGGAAGGAAAUUAGGACACGACUCGUCAACACUCGUACACACACACACACACACACGC
Chanos chanos (milkfish) is the source of this 897-nucleotide messenger RNA. RefSeq names its product Yip1 domain family, member 5 (gene yipf5). The coding region runs from base 42 to 815 and encodes 257 amino acids. Gene Ontology annotation, biological process: endoplasmic reticulum to Golgi vesicle-mediated transport; regulation of ER to Golgi vesicle-mediated transport; vesicle fusion with Golgi apparatus. The transcript is spliced from 6 exons. NCBI's taxonomy places the organism in Eukaryota, Metazoa, Chordata, Actinopteri, Gonorynchiformes, Chanidae. The record is from RefSeq and is a predicted model, not a curated record. Gene Ontology annotation, cellular component: membrane; trans-Golgi network.